This is a messenger RNA of Ostrinia furnacalis (Asian corn borer), 3961 nucleotides long. Its product is annotated as histone-lysine N-methyltransferase PRDM9. Bases 94 to 1632 code for a protein of 512 amino acids. Lineage: Eukaryota; Metazoa; Arthropoda; Insecta; Lepidoptera; Crambidae. Gene Ontology annotation, cellular component: nucleus; nucleoplasm. Gene Ontology annotation, molecular function: zinc ion binding; DNA-binding transcription repressor activity, RNA polymerase II-specific; RNA polymerase II cis-regulatory region sequence-specific DNA binding. The record is from RefSeq and is a predicted model, not a curated record. The transcript is spliced from 10 exons. Gene Ontology annotation, biological process: regulation of transcription by RNA polymerase II.
CAAUAUUUGACAAAUGGCCGAGCUAUAGCUGUCACUUUCUUUCACAAGGCGUAAACAUCGAAGCAUUUAUGAUAAAUCACUUUUAAAAUAAUUAUGGAGUCAAUUUGUAGAUUGUGUUGUUCUACAAAAUUCGUAAACAAUAAUUUAUUUGAUGAGGAAAAUGCUCUGUACCUGAAAAUGGAAUUAUACUUGCCGUUUAAAGUGAAAAAAAUGGACCGGCUGCCACAGAAGGUCUGUGAUCGCUGCAGUUGCAAAGUGAACGAUUUGUACCAGUUCUGUAACGAAGCAAUUGAAGCCCAGGACAGGUUACGAGAGAUGAUGCGGCAUGUGGAGACAAACCUAAAUGAUUCAGUAGAUCUCACACUUACUAAACAAGAAACUAUUGCACCCUCACCUGCUGCCUGUAGUAGGCGAGAGCAGGGCACACAGACAGAACUGGCGACGGAACCCACACAAUCAUCAAAUAAACCCAAUGUAGAAGUUCAAAUUAAAGUUGAACCAACAUCAUUGUCACCAUCAGAGGUAAAAUCAGAGAAUAAAGAAGAAAUGGAAGUUGAAUCUAACAAUCAUUUUGAUAAUCCUGUUGAUCUUCCUACUGACAAUAGUGAUGAUAAUGUUUCCCUUAUAUCACUGAAGAAAAAGAAACGAGGUCGCAAACCAAAUGCUAAUGGAGAGGCUAAACGAGGAAGAAAAAAGAAACCAAAAGAUUGGGAGCAGCUAAUAAACACUUUGCCCAAUGAUACUGCUGUCACAAUGGUGGAGAAACCAACAGUACCAAUACCUAUGGAUGUAAUGAAGGAAGAGGUAGUCUUUGGCUACAAGGAGGAGGCCCCAGACCUUCUGGUGAAGCGAGAGCCCAAUGAGGACAUGUACCAGUGUUGCAUUUGCUUCAUGCAAUGCUUUAACAGGAAUGACAUGUUACAACACUAUAGGGAGCACGUGGACGCGUCGGAGGCGUGGGGCGCGCCGCCGCCCGCGCCGCCGCCGCCCGACCAGCAGCCGCUGCGCUGCGUGCGCUGCCGCAAGGUGGUGGAGCCGGCGGAGUGGGCGGCGCACUGGCAGCGGCACUGGGAGCGCGACCGCCGGCCCUACACGUGCGCGCUCUGCGAGAAGACCUUCCGCGACCCGCACCAGAUCCUCAAGCACGGUCAGACGCACAAGUCGGGCGAGGCGCUGGCCAACACGCAGGAGCUCACCAAGCGGUUCGUGUGCGACCUGUGUCCCGAGAGCUUCGUCUACAUGAGGUUGUGCCCAGUGCCGGGCCCGGUGCGAGACUCAACCACAACAACAUUAGACAACAACCACCUCUGCAACGUGUGCGGCAAGGCGCUCACCUCGCGCGAGCACCUCAAGUUCCACAUCCGCAUCCACACCGGCUACAAGCCCAACGUGUGCAAGGUGUGCGGCAAAGGCUUCGUGAAGAAGUGUAACCUGACGCUGCACGAGCGCGUGCACUCGGGCGAGAAGCCGCACGUCUGCUCGCACUGCGGCAAGGCCUUCAGCCAGCGCUCCACGCUCGUCAUCCACGAACGGUACCACAGCGGCGCGCGGCCCUACGUGUGCGCGCUGUGCGGGCGCGGCUUCGUGGCCAAGGGACUGCUGUCCAUGCACCUCAAGACCACCUGCAUCUAGCCGCUUCUGCCUUCUACCGAGCCCAAGCGAACGCGCCCAGCCAGAUGUCAUCACAAGCUUGGCAGCAUGGACCGUUCACAGACUGAGUUAAAGAUAAGUAAAAUAAAUGCGCAUAUGUUUUACUCACUAAUAAAUAUACGUUUCGUAUGGCUUUAGAAAAUAGGUUCCGUUAGGCCCUUGGUCGCGGCAGGUCGAGAUUUUUCGGUCCCUUUUUGGUUCUCUGUUGGAUUCUUUGGAGUUACAUUGUUGUAAUCUAGACGUAAGUUUCCUUAUUCGCAUUCGCGCAAUACAAAUUAACAAAUGCACAAACAGUAUUAAAAUAAAACCGUUUAAAAACCUCAUUCAGACACUAGAAUACGGAUUAUAUUUUGGGCAUUUGCCAUUUUACUGUAAGUGCCAGCCAAAAAAAUGGUACUUUAGUUAGUACUCCUUGUUUGGCGAAAUGUUGAUAUGGUGUCGAAGUUGUAGGAUAAUAAUAAUUAUGUUUAUUAAUGAGUAUAACGUAUGCGCGCCAUAGAAGUAUACGACACGAGCCUCACAAAGUGUUAAAUGUGAUAAUUUUAAAUAACCUGUUGAUCUAUCGGUGAGGAUUUCCUAUUAAUUUCGGCACGUAAAUGCAACUAUGUAAAUAAGCGAUCGUGUAAUAUUGGGCAGCACACCCUGUAAGGUUAAUCGUAAGCAAUUUUUGUAAUAUUUAAGAUAUCGUUGUACGUAUAACUUUAGUAAGUAAUUUUUUGGUCUGUUAAGCUUGGUUAUUUAUUACAUAUAUUUUUUAUGUCUGUCUACAUUUUUUUACCAAUAAGACUCGUCAUAGCUAUAUUUUGGCCAGUAGUGAAAUUCAAGUUAGUUCCAAAUAAUUCGCAGGGUAAACCGUCAUCACCGUUCUUCUCUUCUCAUUGGCCAAAAUGACACUGGUUUAGUUCCGUCUAGUUAAAUAAUGUCAAUAUCAAGUCAGUUAAUUAUCAAUUUCAAGUAGAUCUAUUACAUAACAUUGUAUAUUUUUGGUUAUCAAGUUAAUAGCUAAUAUUUACAUUUGUAUAUUUAAAUAUUUCAAGCUUAUAUUAUUACAUGAGUUGUUUAAUUGUUUUUGUAGUAAUACAAUUCGUUGUAAAGUGCAUUGGAUACUGACUGGUCUAGAUUCCUACUUUUACUAAACAUUGUUAAUUUAAGAUAUCUCCGCCCGUGAAAUUUUGUCGUAACUCGUUACAAAUCAGCAUUUAGGCCCGUAUUAUUAACAACCAAAACUGUUUGUGACAGUUUUGUUUUAAUAAUUAUGGUAAUUAUGUACUGGCUACUAUCUAAAUUCAUGCUUGAAUGCAGUUUCAUAUAAUACGGGCCUAAAAUCGGAAAAGUAUGUAUACUUAUAAAUGAUUAUAUUGUGUAAAUAUGAGAAUGAAUGCGAUCAUGGUUAAAAAUCCAACGCCAAGGAACGUCACAUACUACACUCAUUGUGUUCCUAUUCUGUACACUCACGAAGUUAAUAUUACUUAAACAUGAUUACAACAGAAAUCAACUUACAGUUUACACAGUUUGGCAUAUGGCAGUAACUUUGCAGCAUUUCGUGAGGUAUGUUCAGAUUCGGGACACAAGUGUUUGAGAUGAGACAAAGAUUUUUAUGUAUUUUUGUGUUGGUCCUAAUGAUUUUAUGUACCUAAACUAUCAAUGUGAUGCAGUAUUGGAGAUCUUAUGUCGAUUAUUUAAAAGUCCAAUUCAGGUAUUAGUAUUUAAUUCAUGUUCUAUGUUGUUUGAAUAUUUUGUUACGUGUAGCGCGCUCUGUGUACUACUUACCUUUAAUGUUAUUUUUAUGAGGUGUACUGACGGCACUGCUUAGAAUUGUUAUUGGCCGACAAAUACAUACAGAAUGCUGAAAAAUUACUUUAAAGUAAACUGUAAAAGCAAUCAAAAUAAUAUUUAAGAUUUGACAUGAUAUGAUGGAUGAAUGAUACUUAUGAAAGUUAUAAAAGCAGCUUGACUAUUAGAAAGACAUAAUAAGUUGAUAUAAAAAUUUAAUAAUUAAUUUAAUGCACAUUAUUAUUUAAAAUGUUAUUAUAAUAAAAUGCAUAAACAAAAAACUCGUAUUCGAGUUGUCUAUACAAUUAUACAUACAUACCUAGUAGGAAACUCAAAACUAUUGAAUGUGGAUGUUUAAAUAUCGAUGUAGACUCUUGUUUCACUUUUAAGAUUUAUUUUUUUAGUUUUAAUUGUAGAAUUUGUUAACAAAAGAUCUACACGAACGCGCUACACAGGGUGUUCACAAGUGCCUCAGAUGUGAUACGUUAAAUUAAGCGUGUAGUCACUCAUUAGUUAAUAAACAUUACUACCCAGAUAA